Messenger RNA from Aquila chrysaetos chrysaetos, 3359 nucleotides. It is a transcript of the gene SACK1A, whose product is annotated as family with sequence similarity 83 member A. The record is from RefSeq and is a predicted model, not a curated record. Gene Ontology annotation, biological process: epidermal growth factor receptor signaling pathway. Bases 272 to 1684 code for a protein of 470 amino acids. NCBI's taxonomy places the organism in Eukaryota, Metazoa, Chordata, Aves, Accipitriformes, Accipitridae. The transcript is spliced from 5 exons.
GAUGUCUCUCUCCCAGUUCAACGUCAGUGUUGUUUUUGCUCCCUAACGAAUACUAUGGGAAGACAGAGAAGCCUCAAGCUGUUUUGAAGAUUGUGCAACGAUGCUUGGGAGCCUACCUGCUUUUGCUUGAGUGCUUUCUUCCCUCACAUUUCACAGGAUGCAACACGAAGGGAAAUACAACCGAAUCCGACGGCCCUGGUAAUUGGACUCGAAUCCUUCGUAUGCCCUGGGGGUGAGUUAAUUCGUUCAGCUGAGGCGAUUUCACGCCAGAAUGCAGUCUCCGAACAACGAUGAUUGCGCUGCCUGCGCCGCGCAAAUGCAUGGUGCCUGCCUGGCAGAUCGACUGCUGCGACAAAGAGCCAUGAGCCACUCCAGACACAUGGGCAAGAUAAGGAAAAGGCUGGAGGAUAUCAAGAACCAGUCCCCGAAGCCGACAAAAGCGGAUUUCAGCCACAAUGAAAGCAUAAGGUUGGCCACCGACGCCUUCCUGGACGGUGGGACAGACUCUUACCUUGAAACUUUAAGCAAAGAAGGCGAGGUGGAUUUCCUCUCCUCGGUGGAGGCUCAGUACAUCAAGGAUAAUGCCAGGGAGUCCUAUUAUGCGCAGGAGUCCCUGGCUGCUGACGGGGCAACUGCACCAAAGCAGAAUGAUACCGGGUCACUCCCUUCAGGGACCUACUUCCCCACCAUUUCUGACAGCAGUGAGCCAGCUCUGCUGCACACGUGGAUUACAGCCGAGAAGCCCUAUUUAAAGGAAAAAUCCACUGCUACUGUGUAUUUCCAAACAGAGAAGAACAGCAACAUUAGAGACAUCAUACGCCGGUACAUCAACAAGACCACUCAGGUGCUAGCUAUCGUGAUGGAUGUGUUCACAGACACUGAGAUUCUUUGUGACCUCCUGGAGGCAGCUAACAAGCGCAUGGUGUUUGUCUACCUGUUACUCGAUCAUGGCAAUAUAAAUCUCUUCUCGGAGAUGUGCGACAAGUUGCAAAUUGCCGAGGAUCUCUUCAAGAAUAUUUCAGUCCGCAGUGUUACUGGAGAGGUUUACUGUGCCAAAUCAGGCAGGAAAUUUUCAGGACAAAUACAGGAAAAAUUUCUUAUCUCUGACUGGAGAUACGUGCUCUCUGGAUCUUACAGCUUCACAUGGUUAUGCGGCCAGGUUCACCGUAACCUCCUCUCCAAGUUCACGGGUCAAGUUGUGGAGCUGUUUGAUGAAGAGUUCCGACACCUUUACGCACUGUCCAAGCCAGUGAGGGGACCAAAGUCUCCACCACGUACCAUGCCCUUCCUGUUCAGCAAGAGCUGGGCCCCCCAGCGCAGCCUUCCCUACAGCAACGAGGAAAGCGCUAACACUCUUUCCGAUCCCUUCAGCAGCCUCUCAGCCGGCAGCACCCACCAGACCAAGCAAACCCCAAGAACUCUCAUAUUCAGCAGCAACUUCAGCCCCCAGUCACCUCUCCAUAGAGUUAAUUCCUUCCACAGCUAUGUCUCAUUCACAGCCCCACCACCACAGAAGGCCAUCCAGGCUAACUACUACCAGCCGCACUACGUGGCCGAUAACUCCGCAAUUCUGUACAACAACAUGAACAUUUACAGACCUAUAAGACUUAGACAAGAGGAACCAAACAGGACAGGGUUAAGCUCACCCUGGAGAUGCCUCCACAAAGCUAACCUGUUUGCAUAAUAACCACCUUGUUUUGAAUUGCAAGUAAAUGUAGUGAGGACCUGUUUAGCAAUCGCUUGUGUACUGAUGAAUAUAGAAAUUCUGUAUAAUACAAAAUGAGGAUGAUUUCAAGCCUCUUGUUUUGUUUUGCUGCUUAUGGAUGCUUCGUUUCCCUAAUUAAAAAGCCAAGCCUGCUAACAUGUAAACCUUGGGUGCAUCAUGAUCCCAGGAAGAACGCAUCUAAAUAAUGCUGCUCACAGUGCAACACUGCUGCUACCUAUCACCUGCCCUUGGUAGCAUAUUCGUGUAGCAGUAGAUUUAGGUGGCUAACUGUUUUUCAUAUGGCCAGGCACCUGAAAGUGGGGUAAGUCACAGUUUAUUACUAUGCAUUUUAUGCACUUGCAUAAGGGGACUGAAGGCUGCUAUUUAUGUGCCAAACCGAGGCAAUGCUGGCAGCAGCAGUCUACCUUCAUGCUGUUAUCGCACCUUAAUCGUGAUUUAGGAGGACUCCUUUAGGGCUGACGGGGAAGCACAGUUUCUGCCACUGCACUGUCUCAGAGCUGUCUGCUUGAGGUGCACAGCAAGGACGUCUGUUCCCAAGGUUUCUCGGAAGGGACCUGCUAACCAUGACAUGGACCGAGACCGACAAUUCAGGUUACGGAGGACAUCUUGCAGCCGCCGUAUGCUCACUUCCACUCAUUAGCGACAUGGGUGCAUUCCAGCACACUUUGUUACAAACCUCCGAUCCACCAGCUCAGAGCAAUUUUCCUUACUGCAGAGCAGCCGUGUAGAUUCAGACUGGAAAAUGAAGCUGAGUAAAGAAGCAAAGUCCUACUAGUAACACACCAGGACUGAGUUCCAAUUCAUUUAAUAGCAUGUGGAUCUUAGAAAUUCUCUCAGUGGACAUUUGAUUGAAUGUUAAGUUAGAGAUAACGAUGCUGUAUUUCAGAAGUAUUUCAGAGUUCUUCAAGGUUUCUAAUUUUUAAAGAGAAACUCGGUGUCUGUAGUGGCUGUCGAAUACAGUUACAGAAGGAGUUACGGAGGUUCAGCAGCUUGAACCAAAACAGAAAGACUUUCUGCCAAAUAAUCCAUGAAAACGAAGGAAAGUUCCGUAAGCGAAAGGCAAAAAUUACUAAGAAAAUUCACGAAAUGAAGGAUUUCCAUCCAAAUCCCAAAGUUACUAGAUGCCUAACAUCUACUGAUUUAUCAUUAGAUUAUUUUUUUACACCUGCUUUAUAUCAUCUUUCAUCUGACGCCAACAGAAAACAGAAAUCUAAACACAUCUGCUCAUCUGGCCCAUUUUGCCUGACUUCUCACCUGCUCUAAAAGGAAUACAAUUGAAUUAUUUAGGCUGUGGAUUAUAAAAAUUGUAUACAGUAGCAAGAUCUCAGGUGAGGAAAGCUUCUCAUCCUUGGAAGAGCUAUCAUUUUGAAAGUAUACUGGUAAAGUUUACAGAACAUUGUGAAAGGUACAGGAUGGACACAUCCUGCUCUAGCUUUGGUGUGGCCGUUUUUACCUGCGAUCCCAAAUUUUGAGUCCACAAUAACAAUAAACUGUUACAUAUAAUUGUAAAUUCUGUACAUAGCGACAUUUUUCGGAUUCCUUGGGAAGAAGGGAAAGAUGAUUUUCAUUCCUAUGACAAUUCUACUUAAUUAUCUAAAUAUGGCAACCAUUCAAAUAAAAGAGAAGACUUUCA